GCUCCACUCUGUAAUAUACAUUUUCUUACUCAUCAUCGUCAUCAUUCAUCACUCCCAAUUACUCUCUCUCUCUCUCUCUCUCUCUCUAAGCGUAUAAAUGGUGGAUCGUCAUUGACAUUGUCGGUGUUCAAAUUCUGGAUACCCAUCUCGCAUGCGACCCUCCGACGUCCUAAUGGAGGACAGCGAUGAUGAUUUCUUCGGCGAAUCAUCAUUCAUCGUCACCGAUACAAGACGACGUAGAAGAAGAAGGAGAAGGGGGAGUUGUUUGUCCCCUCGAUCGUUGCUCUUUCGAUGGUGGUCGCCCUCUAAGAAGUCGAAGGGGCAAAAAAUUGUGGAGGUAAAGAAGAGUGAGGACGUAUCGAGGAGGGUGGGAUUGGAGAGAGAGAGAAAGGAGGAGGUGGGUUGUUCGAUGAAUGGUCUGAAUGGGGAAUCCUCUUCCUGUGUUUCGGAUUUGAAAGAAGAGUCUGAAAUUGAUGAGGUCUCAGCCUCAGGACAAUUCAGGAAAGAGGACUGUUUCAACUUGGCAGUUGGAUUUGGUCUGCUUUAUCUUAUUGCUGCAAGUAAAAACGAACUCAAUAAGAUUAUUAAGUUGCGGACAGAAAUGGAAAUGCUUCUUCAAAAUGUCAAAGAGGAAGUUGAGAACCAAAAUAUGGAAAUACUGUGUAAACCAUCCAAGUCAAAUGAGAUUAUUGCUUGCUCAGCUAUUGAUGCCCAUGAAAAUUUAUGCUCUAAUGGGCAUGUUUCACUUCAACAUCUGUUAUUGUUAAAAAAUCCAGCAGAUGUAGAAACCACCCAGUUAUAUGAUCAAUCUAUGACUUGCGAGGCAAUUAGACCAGAAAAAUGCAUGAAAGGAAUAGAUCAGCUUGAGGCUGAACUUGAAGCUGAAUUGGAACGUCUGCAGCUCCACUUGGACUCGGAUGAUAUUUUUGAAUACCCAAAACAGCAAAGAGUGGAGGUGACCAUCGAGGAUACUGCUCUUGUAGGAAGCCUAAGUGCAAGCUUUGAAGUAGUAGUUGACCCUCCAGAGGCAUGUACCCAAGAACACUUUGGAGUUCCUCCUAAUGAACUUGAAAGGAGGUUGCAUGAACUUUUAGAAUCGAGACAACAAGAAAGGAUAGAAGAGCUAGAACAUGCUUUAGAAUGUGUAAACCAAAAGCUUUGUGAGAAAGAAAGAGAAGUUUGUUGGUGGAAAAACACUGCAAUACUCAUUUCUCAGCACGUUCCAAAGACCUCUCGCUUGUUACCGUAAGAUCAAACCAUACCAAAGUCUUUCAAAAUGAGAUGUCGAUCAAGCUUCCAUGCCUUUUGUAAUUUUUUUUGAUAUUGUUGCUUGUGGAUCCCCAAAGUGUGGGGAUAGGUUUGCAAAAAGGAUGCUAACAACCGAUGGUGAGAAAAGUGACAACAACAGAUUUGAAAGGUUUCAGGGGAAAAAAUAGAAAGAAAUUUACUGAGUUGGGAAUUAAUGAUAUUAUUGAACAUCCUUAUGAACGCUUUGUAGAUGUAACAGUCUUGUUUAGUAUGGCCAUCUAUUUUGCCAGACUCUGAUCUCUAUGUAAUUUGGAUGAAUUGUCUCACAACUUUCAAGUACAUAGUUAUUCUAAUGUUUCUGCUUUUUGCUUC
Camellia sinensis is the source of this 1620-nucleotide messenger RNA. Its product is annotated as protein POLAR LOCALIZATION DURING ASYMMETRIC DIVISION AND REDISTRIBUTION. Gene Ontology annotation, biological process: asymmetric cell division. The record is from RefSeq and is a predicted model, not a curated record. Lineage: Eukaryota; Viridiplantae; Streptophyta; Magnoliopsida; Ericales; Theaceae.